AUAGUUUCCGGCAGCUGGGGAGGGCCGGAGUGUUGGGAGCAGUAGCGGUUAGGCCCAAGCCGCGCUGCCCGGAGCGAUGUGAUAUAGAGCGGGAGGCUCAUAUACCGCAGGUGAGAACGAGCGAGUGCUCGGGUGGUGCUCAAUGCGAGUUACCUGGCGGGUGGCGCUGUACUUGGGGUUGGGAGCGGGAACACGUCACCAGUAGCCGACCGGGAACUACAGGGAGAUGCAGAGGCACGGAAGAGAGGACCCGCACAGAUUACCCGUUGAAACGGACAAGAUGGAGAGCAGCAGCUUUAUUCAGUUUGAUGUGCCGGAGUACAGCAGUACAGUUUUAAGCCAACUCAAUGAAUUGCGUAUGCAAGGGAAGCUGUGUGACAUUAUUGUGCAUAUUCAGGGUCAACCAUUCAGAGCCCACAAAGCUGUUCUGGCUGCAAGCUCUCCUUAUUUCCGAGAUCAUUCAGCACUAAAUACCAUGAGUGGCUUAUCUAUAUCUGUUAUAAAGAACCCCAACGUCUUUGAACAGUUGCUUUCCUUUUGCUACACUGGAAGGAUGUCUGUACAGCUUAAGGAUGUUGUUAGCUUCCUAACGGCAGCCAGCUUUCUUCAAAUGCAAUGCGUCAUUGACAAAUGCACGCAGAUAUUAGAGAGCAUACACUCGAAAAUUAGUGUAGUUGGUGUUGAUUCUGUCCCGGGCAGUAGUGAGGACGUGCCAGGUAAUCAAAACGGUGUUAAAGAUGACAGCUACUUUGCCAAUCCAGUAGAGAUAUCGCCUCCAUAUUGUGGGCAAGUACGACAAUCGAUUGUAGGCAACGACUUGAAGAUUGAAACCCUACAAAACAAAGCUCUGCGUAAUCGCUCACAAGAAGAAGGUCAUUCUGACCGGGGAAGCAGUGGCAGCGCAUCCGAACACGAGAUACAAAUAGAAGGCGAUUCUGAACAAGGAGAAUUGAUCAGGGAAAGCCAAGCAGUUGAGAGAAAAGUUAAAACAGAGAAAUCUGACAGACCCAGUUGCUCUGAUAGCUCUUCUGUGGGUGAUGACGGUUACCACACAGAACUAGUGGACGGCGAGCAGGUGGUGGCAGUGAACGUAGGUCCUUAUGGGUCUGUACUUCAGCAUGCAUAUUCAUAUUCACAAGCGUCUUCCCAAAACACUGGCCUUUCUGAGUCCUUCGGAAGUGUGAGCAACUCAAGCCCCACUAGAUCAAUGCUCAGUUGUUAUCGAGGAGGCCGUGUACGUCAGAAGAGAGUUUCACAUUUAACUGGGGAGGUACAAAAUGUGAUACAAGGCAGCGAAAAUGAAAAUGUGGUGAGCACACCAAGUUUUGAAAGUAGUCCACGAGAGAGGUCCACCAGGGGCUACUGGCAUCCGUACAACGAAAGACUUGUCUGUAUAUACUGCGGGAAGACUUUCAACCAGAAAGGAAGUCUUGACAGACAUAUGCGGCUGCACAUGGGAAUCACCCCUUUUGUGUGCAAGUUUUGCGGGAAGAAAUACACACGCAAAGACCAGCUAGAAUAUCACAUACGAGGUCACACAGAUGAUAAGCCUUUUAGAUGCGAGGUCUGUGGCAAGUGCUUUCCUUUCCAAGGAACUUUAAAUCAGCAUUUAAGAAAAAACCAUCCUGGUGUGGCAGAAGCAAGGAGCAGAAUAGAUUCCCCAGAAAGAACGGAAAGCUAUACGGAACAAAAAGAUAAAGAUACUUCUGCAUCUGAGGCAAAUUUGGACACUAGCAUUGAAAUCCACACAGUGUCUACUAGCCCCGAAUAGCAUCCCAUGCACUGGGCAUACUGUAUAAAGCACAUUUAUCACAUUAAUCAAUGCAUAUUUUUUAUGAUUUGCUUCCCCCCCCCCCCCCCAUAUCUCUUCAGUACAGAAAAUUUUCUUUCUUUUUUUUUUUCUUUUUUUUGCAAAUGCAUUUUGGUAGUAUGAGAACUUUCUAAAAUAAGUAGGUGACACUAAGUUUAUUUUGUGUUUGACUUAUUUUAUUUUUAUUUUGCCCUUGGCUUUUCUAAGGAGACCAGGGUACUAUUGAACUCCUGAGAAAGUGUAAUAUUUAAAAGGGCAAAAAAGGUUGUGUUUUUAUUUAAAGGAGAGCCUAUAAAAUACAUACGUUUUUACAGUCAACUGUUCUGCCAAGUUUAUGAAAAAGGGAAAAUGUGGCCUUUAUUCAUUGAAACAAUAUAUAUAUUUAUUACACAAUUUAGUACAGUGUUUCUUUGCCCUUGCAUACCUCUGUAUGCCAUAGUUUUUCUAUUUUCCCUGUGUUUGAGAGGCGUAAAGCUAUAGAGCAUAUACAUUUUAAAAAUUGGAAUUGGGAGUUAAUCUACAUCUGUUUCUGAUAUCCAACUGUUGUUGCAAAAUGUCUUAUUUUUAUAUAUAUAUUAAUUGCUAGUCGGGACAUGCAACUAAACUGUGAAUGCACAAGAA
Molecule: messenger RNA, 2431 nt
Organism: Bombina bombina (fire-bellied toad)
Lineage: Eukaryota; Metazoa; Chordata; Amphibia; Anura; Bombinatoridae
Gene: ZBTB34
Product: zinc finger and BTB domain containing 34
Exons: 2
Coding region: 227-1771 (514 amino acids)
Biological process (GO): regulation of transcription by RNA polymerase II
Molecular function (GO): RNA polymerase II cis-regulatory region sequence-specific DNA binding; protein binding; DNA-binding transcription factor activity, RNA polymerase II-specific
Source: RefSeq, a predicted model, not a curated record